AUGGCCUCUACCUCCACGUCCACGAAUUUGGCCUUAACAGUCAUCCGUGCCUCCGACGUGAAGUGGCAGUCUGCCUUUCGGAGCAAACUACCAAAUCUGUAUGUUCAGAUUGAGGUCAACAAUGAUAGGAGACAAACACAGACUAUCAAGAAGGCCCUAGCCCCUGAGUGGAACGAAAGUUUCUCAUUCACACAUCUAUCCAUAGGCCAAGGGACAGAGUUUAAACUUCGACUCAAGCACGAUUCGUCACGUUGGGGAGACAAAUGCUUGGGCAAGGUCGACGUCGAGCUAGAUGACUUAUUGAACAGGUAUGCUGGCGACAAAGAAGCAGAGCUUCGUCUUAAGUUGCCUAGCGAUUCAGCAACGUCGGAGACUGCUGCUGUUCUUCAUUUACGCUUAGAGGCUGUGGAUGAAAUGACAAGCGUUGGCCGCAAUGUGGAUACCACAAAGCAUGUAGUCCAGAAGAACAGUAUCUCGAGCUCAGCAGUGGCUUCAGAUUCGAUUGUUCUUGAAAUGGUCAAAGCUGGUGAAGAUCAUGUUGCUGCAUACACUGAUUUGUAUCAGUCUGUUGGAGAACUCGUCUCGAAGUUGGACAUCUUCAUUGAUAUUAUUGACAAACUAUCCGAGGACGAAUGCUUAAGAUAG
Messenger RNA from Fomitiporia mediterranea MF3/22, 645 nucleotides. RefSeq lists its product as uncharacterized. NCBI's taxonomy places the organism in Eukaryota, Fungi, Basidiomycota, Agaricomycetes, Hymenochaetales, Hymenochaetaceae. The transcript is spliced from 5 exons. Gene Ontology annotation, molecular function: calcium ion binding. The record is from RefSeq and is a predicted model, not a curated record. The coding region runs from base 1 to 645 and encodes 214 amino acids.